Molecule: messenger RNA, 1408 nt
Organism: Dermatophagoides farinae (American house dust mite)
Lineage: Eukaryota; Metazoa; Arthropoda; Arachnida; Sarcoptiformes; Pyroglyphidae
Source: RefSeq, a predicted model, not a curated record
UAUCUCUGCAUUCGAUAUUCAUUGUCAUUACACGAUUUUACUUGAUCAUAAAAUGAUUAUCGUGAUGAUGACAAUAAAUUUAUUGAUAAUUAUCAUGAUGAUGAUGAUGAUAUUUCCAUUAUUAUUAUGUAAUGGUUUAUCAAUCUGUCCAUUUGAAUAUUUUGGCCAAUACAAAUUCAAUGUAUAUGCAGCUGAUAAUCUUCAUAAUGGCACUAUACGUUUGUAUAGCCAUCGAUAUUAUAUUGAUUUUUUAUUCUAUCAUCAUUAUGAUGAUUAUAAUGGAAAUUAUGGAUCAAUCAUUUCAAUCAAUGGUCAUGAAAAUGAAACUAAACGAUUAAUAAUGUUUGCAAUGGAAAAACGAUUAAUACAAGAAACAUAUUGGAAUUUAUCUACAAUGAUAAAUUUUAUGGACACAUUUCAUCAACGUAUUACGGUAUUUACAUUGAUGAAACAUAAUUAUGAUGAUGAUGAUGAAAACACAUUCAUUAUAAUUACGAAACGUUCAUCGAAAUUACAUUUGAUUGGUGAUUUUUAUCAUAUACAAACCAAUAAUGGAAUGGUACGAGAAUAUGGUUCACUUCCAACACGUAUUGAACAACAACAACAACAAUCUGAUAAUCAAACAAUAAAUGAAUCGAAUAUAUUUAUUCAUAUGGAUUCAGCAUUUCGUUUGUCAUUGAAUGGUCAACAAUUUCUAUUCACUAUCAUUAAUCGUCGGCUAUUCUGGACCAUUAUUAUGAUGGAACAUUUCAAUGAUAAUGAUGUUGAACUUGUCAACGAUUCUGAUGGCCAAUUUCAUCGUGGUCCAAUACCACAAAUGACGGCUGCAUUUACAAUACAAUCAGAAAAUUUGAUUGCAUUAUUCAUUAUCAAUUGCAAUCGUCGUUGUAUUGUUCAAUGGAUUUAUAAUGAAUCUAAAUUUGAUUUUGGUCCUUGUUCAUAUCGAUCAAAUUGGAUUCAUCUAGAACCAUUAAUGUGGAUGGAUAAUACAACAGCCAACGAUGAACGUUUGAAACGAUUUUCAAAUGAUAAUUUAGAUUUGAAAUUAUUUUCAACUAAACAAUUUUGGUAUGGAAUAUUUGGUGAUGAUAGUAAUAUUGGUGCUGGUGGUAUUGGUCAACGAUUUCUUAAUCAAUUACGAAAGCCAAUAUCAUGGAUCAAAGUUAAUUAUCGAAUUUUAAGUGGCAUUUCCAUUAUCAUAUUAGUAAUGAUGGCAGCAAUGACCGGAUUUUUAUGUUAUGAACAUCAAUUCCGUAAUCAAGAUUAUAAUGUAGCCGAACAAGAACGUAAAGAAGAAGAACAACAAUUAGAACAACAAGUCCAGCAAGAAGAAGAACCGAUGAACAAUAAUAAUAGUGUUUUUCCCAAAGUAAGCCAAACAACAAAACGAUCUACACUUUUGAAGUGA